Molecule: messenger RNA, 907 nt
Organism: Ipomoea triloba (trilobed morning glory)
Lineage: Eukaryota; Viridiplantae; Streptophyta; Magnoliopsida; Solanales; Convolvulaceae
Product: thioredoxin H9-like
Exons: 5
Coding region: 244-696 (150 amino acids)
Source: RefSeq, a predicted model, not a curated record
GCAGAAACUUCCAAAAGCUCUAUUUUUUUUAAAAUUCUUUUUAACCUUUGCAGCCUGAUAAAGCAGAGCGAAAUAGAUGACCCAAAUCCAUCAAAGUCUUUCUGAAUCAAACACCGUCGCGUUCCGUUCUAAUUCAACCCGUUUUGGGGAGGGCUCUGGUUUGUAUCUCAUUUUUCUCCUGCGAUUCUAGUGUAUUGGGGGAAUUGAACUGUGCUAGAGAGAAUUCUGUAUCUGUGCUAGAGAAUGGGGCAUAUCUUAGCCAAGUUAUGUUGUGUACCCAAGAAAUUGCAGCAACAGUCCAAGAAUGAUGGGGAUGACUCUGACCAUCACGUUGAAUUUGCUGGAGGAAACGUUCACCUCAUCACUACAAAAGAAAGUUGGGAGCAAAAGCUGGAAGAAGCAAGAAGAGAUGGCAAAACAGUUGUGGCAAAUUUUAGUGCUUCAUGGUGCGGUCCAUGUCGAAUGAUUGCACCAUUGUACUGCGAGCUUUCAGAGAAACACCCUUCUCUGAUGUUUCUGACAGUUGAUGUUGAUGAACUUACAGAAUUCAGCACGUCAUGGGAUAUCAAAGCAACUCCGACCUUCUUCUUCCUCAAAGAUGGACAGCAAGUCGACAAAUUGGUAGGGGCCAACAAGCCGGAAUUGCAGAAGAAGAUAACAGCCAUAUUAGACACCGAAACGCAAUGCCAGAAAUAGUGCUAUUACGGUUAUAUUCUUUUAUGUGUUAUGGACAGUCCGGCCUUGUUUCUGUGAUCAUAUGUUUAUUUAUGUGCAAAUGUAAAUCCAACCCAGUUUUUCCAUGGACUUUUUGACCAAGAAUCCAUGAAAAGAACAGUGCUUUGUGAAAAACAUCAAUGCUUCUUUUUAUUUUUCCUGAGAAUUUCUUUUGCUGUUGUUUACAUGAAAA